Molecule: messenger RNA, 2800 nt
Organism: Eupeodes corollae
Lineage: Eukaryota; Metazoa; Arthropoda; Insecta; Diptera; Syrphidae
Gene: jdp
Product: J domain-containing protein
Exons: 4
Coding region: 738-1268 (176 amino acids)
Cellular component (GO): cytoplasm
Source: RefSeq, a predicted model, not a curated record
CCUCAGUGUUCCAGUCACUUCCCACCGUCGCUCGUCGUAGUCGUCGUCGUCAUUAUCGUCAUCAGUGUUAUUCUUUUGUCCGAGACUGAUUAAAAAAAAGAAAAUUUCCCCACCGCUAGCUGCUGCUCUGCUCCGCUCUGUAUCUCAAAACAAGUUGAGAAAAAAGCAAAAGUUUGCGCAUAAACGGGCUUAACGUUACAAAAACCCAUUGCCACUUGAGUUCAGUCAUUGACGAGUCGCUCUCCAGCUUAGUUCUGUUUCUGCGUUGUUCGGGGUCUUGAAGAUUCGAUUUAAAUCCCAUUUUAGAGAAAUUCAAAAAACACGAUCGGGUGUUUGAAAGAGACUCAAGCUUAGGUUAAACGGUUUGAGUUUUUUUGUUAACUGUUGAGUUUUUUCGUCUCGGUCUUUUUGGGUGUAUUUUCCCACAACCCACCGCGUUUGGUUGUUCUUUAUAAGAAAAGAAAUUUUAACACCUCCCUCGACGGCGCCAUCAUCACGUCCCUUCCCCGUCUUUAAGAAGCGAACAAGUGAAAGUGCAUUAACAACAACAACAAAUAGUAGCUCGAGCUCAACUAGUGAGUGCUUUGAGGCAAGAACCAGUUGCAAGUGUUAUUUGGCCUUGAAGUAUACAAAUCUCGGUCAUUGAGUUUAAUUUUCAAUAUUUGUUGCUCGUUUGAGUUGAAUUUCUUGGAUUAAUAACAAAUUUUUAAACAAAACAAAAAAACGAUCUGAUCAAGAUGAGUGGUGGAGUUGAUAGCAUUAUCAGCUAUAAACGUAACCCCGACGAGGAGUUCUACGCCAUGCUUAAUUGUGAUGAGCAUUCAUCUAUCGAGCAGAUACAAGCUGAAUUUAAAAUUUUAGCUUUGCAAUUUCAUCCCGACAAGAAUAGCGGUGAUAAGGAGUCUGAAGGGAAAUUUCAGAAAUUGAAGGAAGCCAAGGAAACACUUUGCGAUCCUGAGAAGCGUGCCAAUUAUGAUAAAUGGCGUAAUAGUGGCAUAGCUAUGAGCUACAAAAACUGGUUAGGAAUGAAAGAACAUGUCGGACAGUCUAUGCACUGGGCAACUCCAAAAACCAAAGACCGUAUGUUAGAAGAAACUGGCGCUGGUGGAGCCACUGGAGCAACUAGUGGUCUAUCAGCUGCUGCUCCAAACCCAGCUCAUCGUCGUGCUUCAGAAGGCGGAGCAGCCCUCUAUUAUGGCAGCCGUAAAUCUGAAUGGGGAACAGACAACACUGAAGUUGCCAACAAGUUCCGUAACUAUGAAAUUUAAGUCUUUCCACCACCGAAAUAUCUACCGCAAAAAAAAUUUGUAUUUUCUAUAAAACAAUUUUUAUUUCUGCUACAGAUAUUGGCAAAAAUAAAAAAUAUAUAUUUAUUUUUAUUUUAUUAAUUUAGGAAUAAAAACAUAUAUACAAAACCUAACUUGAAAAAAAAAAUUGUAGCUGCUAGAAUUUAUAUUAUUAAAUAAAAAAAAAAAACAUAUUUUACAUGCAAGAAGUAUAAUUCUAAAAAAAAAAAAAAAACAAAUAAAAAAUAUUUAUCUAUCAAAGGAAGGUACUUUCUAUGUGUAUAUUUUCUGAAUGUUGUUUAUUUUAUUUUUGUCUAAUGAACCAAUUUUUAGCACAAAAAAUAUUGAAAACAAAAAAGUUAAAAAAAAUAAUAUUUAAUGUGAAAUGUAGAAGACUUGUGUGUACUAGAAAAUAAAUAUAUAUAAAAAAUUAAAUAAAAUACAAAAAAUCAAAAAAAAAGAAGAAAUAAUUUCAAUAAUAACUAUAUACAUUAUGUAACCUUUCUAUAUAAAAAAAAAACAAAAAAACAUUAAUUAAAAUAGACAAGAACAAGAAAAAAACUUUAACAAAAUAUAUACAUACUUUUAAGUCACCUUGUUAAUUACUUAUAUAUACAAAAAUAAAAAUCAUAUAUCAAUAAAUGUAUAAUCAAUGUUAAAAAAUAAGAAAAAAACAAUUAAGAAACUGUAAUUUCAAUGAAAACAAAAGAAGAAGAAAAGAAAAAGUCGUAUCAUUAGUUAAGAUAACAAUUUAGUUAAAUAUUUUUUUAUAAAUUAUAUAUAUUUAACAUAUAUAUAAAAAAGGAGAUGAAUGGAUUUAAAAUAAAAUUAAAUAAAAUAUUUUUUAAAACAUAAGACAAUCUCCUAACAAACAAAAAAGAAAUACCCUCAAAUAUAAACAAAAAAUGGUGGAAAAAAAACUAUAUCAUAACUUAUUAAUAAAAAAUGCAAUUAAAAAAUGGUUUCUAAUGGAAAAACUACCAAAAAAUAUAUCAUUCAUUAAAAAAUCAUUCAGUAUUCAAACACAAACAAAUAUAUAUGUUACAAGAAAUAUAUCAAUUUUUCAUCUUCUCACUGUGAGCUGUUAAAUGUAAAGAGAAUUUUAUAUCUCAAUUCACUCGGUGUCCUUUAUUCUCACUCUCUUCAAUCUCUUUCUCAUACACACAUAAUACACAUUCAAUCAAACAAAACACACAAAAGAGAUGAGUAAAAAAAAACUUCAAAAAAAUAAAUAUUUAUUAUAAAAUAUAAACAAAAAUCUAUUAAAUGUUACAAGAGAUAAUGUCCUUUAUGAAUUUCAAGAAAUGUUUUAUUUUAUAUGUGUGUGAUAUGUAUCAAAAUAAAAAUCAAAGAACAAAAACCUAUAAACAAAAUAUUAAUCUUUGUUAUGAAUAAUUAAAAUUUAAAAGAGAAAAACUGAAUUUACAAAAGAAAAAUGUUUAUGUAACACUGAUCGAUUUACUAUAAUAAAAACUAAUAAAACAAAUCGGAGUAAGAUUGCUCCUCGAAAUGAA